Messenger RNA from Bombina bombina (fire-bellied toad), 9388 nucleotides. It is a transcript of the gene RASA3, whose product is annotated as RAS p21 protein activator 3. The record is from RefSeq and is a predicted model, not a curated record. The transcript is spliced from 24 exons. Gene Ontology annotation, molecular function: GTPase activator activity. The coding region runs from base 155 to 2656 and encodes 833 amino acids. Gene Ontology annotation, biological process: negative regulation of Ras protein signal transduction; intracellular signal transduction; regulation of GTPase activity. Lineage: Eukaryota; Metazoa; Chordata; Amphibia; Anura; Bombinatoridae.
GCUCUGUCCUGCGCUGUGGGAGGAGAAGGAGAGCCAGGCUGGCAAGCAGCGCUAUCUGCCGGGCUGGGAACAGCAUCCGCCGCUUGUACUGCAAUCGCAAGGACCGUGCGAGCACCGUGCACCUAUCUAGUGAUCAGUCCUCUGCAGGGGCGCAAUGGCUGUGGAGGAAGAAGGCAUCCGGGUGUUCCAGAGCGUGAGGAUUAAGAUAGGUGAAGCCAAAAACCUGCCUUCAUAUCCUGGGCCAAACAAGAUGCGGGACUGCUAUUGUACUGUCAACCUGGACCAGGAAGAGGUGUUCAGGACUAAGAUAGUGGAAAAGUCACUCUGCCCUUUUUACGGAGAAGAUUUUUACUGUGAGAUUCCUCGUAACUUUCGCCACCUGUCCUUUUAUAUAUUUGACAGAGAUGUCUUCAGGAGGGAUUCCAUUAUGGGGAAAGUUGCAAUUCUUAAGGAGGACCUAACUAAAAACAACAACAGGGAUACCUGGUUUCAAGUGCAACAUGUGGAUGCAGAUUCUGAAGUUCAGGGGAAAGUGCACUUGGAGCUUCGUCUGAGUGAAGUCAUUACAGACACUGGUGUCAUCUGCCAUAAGCUUGCUGUACGAGUUUUGGAAUGUCAAGGCCUGCCCAUCGUGAAUGGUCAAUGUGAUCCUUAUGCCACUGUGACUUUGCUGGGACCUUCUCGGUCUGAAGUAAAGAAAACAAAAGUGAGGAAAAAGACCAACAACCCCCAGUUUGAUGAAGUAUUUUAUUUUGAGGUUACCAAGCCCUCUAGUUACAACAAGAAGUCUCAUUUUGAAAUUGAAGAAGAUGAUGUGGACAAGUUGGAGAUUAGAGUUGACCUGUGGAAUGCCAGUAAUCUGAAAUUUGGGGAUGAGUUUCUUGGAGAACGGAGGAUUCCAUUGAAGGUUAUCAGACAGUCCAGCUUUCAUGGAGCAUGGUACUUCCUUCAGCCCAGAGAUAACGGCAAGUCUGUAAAACCAGAUGACCUCGGCUCUCUCAGGUUGAAUGUUGUUUACACAGAGGAUCAUGUAUUCGCCAGCGACCUGUACAACCCUCUCAGAUCGCUCUUGCUAAAAUCUGCAGAUGUUGAGCCUGUUUCAGCAUCUGCAGCACAUGUGUUGGGAGAAAUUUGCAGAGAAAAACAGGAAGCGGCUAUACCUCUGGUACGGCUUUUUUUACAUUAUGGCAAGAUCGUGCCUUUCAUCAGUGCAAUAGCAAAUGCUGAAGUCAACAGGACACAAGAUCCAAACACCAUUUUCAGAGGGAACUCCUUAACGUCAAAAUGCAUCGAUGAGACAAUGAAGCUGGCAGGGAUGCAUUAUCUUCAAGUUACACUAAAGCCAAUUAUAGACGAGAUUUGUGAAGUCCACAAACCUUGUGAGAUAGAUCCAGUGAAAUUAAAAGAUGGAGAAAACCUGGAAAAUAACAAGGACAACCUGAAAAAUUAUGUUGACCGAAUCUUCAAUGUCAUUACAAAAUCCGGUGUGAGGUGCCCGACUGUCAUGUGUGAUAUUUUCUUCUCCCUCAGAGAGUCAGCUGCCAUACGUUUCCAAGGUGACCCUGAUGUGAGAUACACUGCUGUGAGUAGCUUCAUUUUCCUCCGGUUUUUUGCACCUGCCAUCCUGUCUCCCAACCUUUUCCAGCUCAGACCUCACCACCCAGACCCACAGACAUCAAGAACUCUUACACUCAUUUCCAAAACUAUACAGACACUGGGAAGCUUAUCUAAAUCAAAAUCCGCCAGUUUCAAGGAGACCUAUAUGGCUGCUUUUUAUGACCACUUUAAUGAACAGAAAUAUGCAGAUGCUGUUAAAAAUUUCCUAGAUCUGAUAUCAUCUUCUGGAAGAAGAGAUCACAAAAGUAUAGAGCAACCUAUCCUGCUCAAAGAGGGGUUCAUGAUCAAAAGAGCACAGGGAAGGAAAAGAUUUGGAAUGAAGAAUUUUAAGAAGCGAUGGUUUCGCCUCACCAAUCAUGAAUUUACAUACCAGAAAAGUAAAGGAGAUCAUCCGCUCUGCAAUAUUCCCAUCGAAAACAUUUUGGCUGUUGAAACAUUAGAGGAGGAAUCAUUUAAAAUGAAAAAUAUGUUCCAAGUCAUUCAGCCAGUGAGAACGCUCUACAUCCAAGCAAAUAACUGUGUUGAGGCCAAGGACUGGAUAGAUAUCCUUACUAAAGUCAGCCAGUGUAACAAGAAGCGUCUUACAGUAUAUCAUCCCUCAGCCUAUCUAAACGGGCACUGGCUGUGCUGUAAAGCUACCUCAGAGAAUGCCCCUGGCUGCUCACCGUGCACUGGAGGCCUGCCGGCAAAUAUACAGCUUGUUAUAGAUGGCGAUAGGGAGACAGAACGGAUUUAUUCUUUGUUUAACACAUAUAUGUGUAAGAUGGAAAAAAUGCAAGAGGCCUGUGGUAGUAAGUCUGUGUACGAUGGUCCAGAACAGGAGGAGUACUCCCGAUUCAUUAUUGAUGACCCGCGAGAAACUUACAAAACACUAUGUCUGCUCAUAGAUGCUGUUAAAACGUUAGAAGAGGAGCAUUCUCAGUACAAGAAAGAUAAGUUCAAGAAGAGAAAGUAUGGAAGCCAAGAACACCCCAUAGGAGACAAAAGUUUCCAGACCUACAUCAGGCAGCAGUCUGAGGUUUCUGCACAUUCCAUUUAACACGCCAUAAGAAACACUUCAAGGGUUAAAAGAAGGACAUUUCUGAUCUUGCUCAAGAAGAUGUACUCUUGUGAACAGAGCAGUGUUCUCCGCGGUCCAGUGCUGUUUCACCACAUCCCCCAUCUCACCAGGAUAAGACUGAGCGUUUCCUAUGUGUGUUAGAGGACUGUUACAAUAGUUGCUAUGCACUUUAUUCAUCUGAUAACAGAUGACCAUUUUAUUUUGUUUUAUUUUGUAGCCUUUUUCUUGUAUCAUUUAAUACGUUUUAUCAGUUCAGUGAACUGAUAAAUAUGUCUAAGAUCCAUUGCUUCCUCCUGUGGCAUCACAUUCCCGGCACCCACACGAACUGCAUUAGAGUGUCAUAUGUUGUAAGGUACUGACUUACUGUUACAUUCUGCCAGGAUGGUGGUGAUCUUGCACUUUGUGUCUAAUAGGUUUGCUAUGAUUUUACUGUGAGGUCAACCUCAGAAUUACUCUGUGGUAAUGACCCUUAUUUAGUUAAAUGAUAAUCUUGUCUACACAUUUACUGGUGUUAUUACUUCAAGAGAUUUCCUUUUGCCAACAUUAUUACGUAAAGUUAUUUUUAUUUUAUGGUGGAGUACUCAAGCCAGAAGUUUAUUAACUUCUUUAAAACGUUCUACAAAUGAAAGUUUUAAAGCAGUUAAUAACACCUGCUUAUAAACGUCAUGCAGCAAUAUAUCUAUAGAAACACUUGCUUUAAAAUACUUUGCCACCAAAGUGAACAGUGUAGGCCUGAAUGUGAAGCCCUCAUAAUGUAUACAAUAAUGUGUAACAAUGUUCAAUACAUUGGCUUCCUCCUUGUAUUGAGGAGGAACUAUUUUUGGUAACGUUUAACCUGCAAGGCCAACAGUGUAUGUCUUACCACGUGCUUUGUAUUUGAAAUAUCUUUUGUCAAAUACGUAAUGGUACAUUAAGAAAAAUGCCAACUAAAUUAAUAUUUUAGCACUUACUUUAUGUGCCAAAUAGCUGUUUUAUUUGUGAUUGUAGUUAUUGGAUCAUAACAAUGAAUAAUAAUACUAUGUUACACCUAUCACAGAAAAUAGUAAUCUUCCUAAUUUAAUCUGGAGGUGCUUUCCCUUUGACAGUAACCUUCCAUCCAUUGGGUUUAAGAUUCUAUAUUUAGAUAGGAUUACUUUGUGUUAAUUUUCUAUACACCUAUGUUGCUUAAAGUGAUUGCAAAUUUUAAUGAAUUAAAGCCCAGUAUCAAAAAAUUAUCUUAAAAACAGGGGCGUUUUAAUUCAGUAAAGUUUAUAAAGACGUUUAUUUUUUCAAAUACUUACCAUUGCGUUAUGGUAAACAUACUGCCGAUUCUCCGUCCGCAGCUCCUGCUUUCUUUAGCAGAUCGAUGACGAAUACUGCUUCAGCAAAUGUUUGUGUGCCCCCUUUGGCGUCCAGCUCGUGGGACACGCAACGAUUGGAGGAAGCCGGAUUCAUCAUUGAUAUGCUCAACAACAAAAAAAGAGAUUCAGGCGGAGGUAAAAAGCGUCUUUAAAAAGCGUCUUUGUAAAUUUAAUGAGUUAAAGUGCACCUGUUUCUAAGAUUAUUUUUUGAUACUGGGCUUUCAUUCUUAAAAGUUUGCAAUCACUUUAAGCACCGUGGGGACUGCAAGUUUUAGAUUCACAGUGGUUUUGUUGGUGUUUCUGUUCAAAUCCACCCCCCCCCCAAUUGUGAAGAAUAUUUUCAUAUUUCAGCUCAGUUCCGUUUACACCCAGCUGCUUUCAUAGCAUAGGAUCUAGAUAUCACUAAAUAAUGAAUGAUCAUUCACUAGUUUACAAACACGGUCUCUCCCAUAAUUAUUUUCUGCUUGUACUCGCGGUACAUUGUGUACGUCACACAACUUGUGGAGUGUUCCCUUUAGUAAGCGCUGACUUUUAUUGUAUCAAGCUUACAUCAUCUUUCAAGCUGUAUUAUAUUUUCAGUGUGAUAUAAUAUAUCAUUCAUGAGGUGCUGAGAUGUUUGUCUUCAUAUAGUAAAUCCCCUUUGUAUUAGGGGAGUCUUUUUUUUUUCUUUCUGUGCAGUGUCUACUCCUGACAGAUGUGGUACAGAAAAUAUCUGAUCUUCGUAAUUGGGUUAAAAAGAAGAGAUAUUUUGUCUACAAACAAUUUAGAGCAUAUUUUGUAUACAGUUUGUAAAAUAUAUACAGCUACCAUAUUUUAUUAGACAGGGCCAAAGUUUGAUUGAUACUUUAGGACUAUUCAUGUGAAUAGACCCUAAUCCAGCCUUCCUCAAAACAUAGAUUGGGAUCUACUAGUGCUGAACAGAAAUAAUUAUGUGCCUUCCUUUUUAACCACAUAAUAUGGCUUCAAGAAACAAAAUGUAAACCUGCUUUGUCAAAGUAUCUGUAAUGCUUAUCUAGCACAGGAAUAUUAGUAAAUAUUGUAUUAGAAACCCCCUAUCUCAAAUGUCCUUAUGUUCAACAUUUGGCAAAUUAACAUGUACAUCAUAUAAACAAAGAAGUAGAUUCCACCUCACUUAAAGUGCAAUAAAACAGGUUGAGAUCUGUGCAUAUCCUAAAAGGGCUAAUUAAAUCAAAAUAGUUUGUUUAAAAAUUGCUGGCAAGUAUUUUAAAAUCAUUUUCAAAAAUAAGCAAAAUUAAUUGCAUAGCUAAGCUGCCCGGGGCAGCUAACUCCACCCCUCUUAUCAGUGUUUAGACACAAGCAUUGUAUUUCAACUGAGUUCACAGCUUCUAGGCCUGCUUCAGCAGAUAAUCUAUUCACUUUUGCAUUUUACCAAAAGAACAGUAAACAUAGAUACAGCCAUAAAAGGAAUUGUGUGGGGGGAGUUAGAGUUUUACAAUUCAGAAGCUAAAAAGAAAGGGUUAAUGGCGAGGCACUGCAGUAUAAAUUUGCAGGUAAAGCAAUUAAAGUACAUAUUAUAUUAUUUUGUCUCUAUCCCAACUUGUUUUAUGUCCCUUUAAGUAUGUAAUACCUGCCCUUAUCUCAUUAUCUCAACACUGGAGUUUGCCUUGGGUAUCAUGAGUGGUCGGUAAAAAAAAAAAAUGUCCACAAUAAUACAUUAGAGUCUGCAUUAAACCAAAAGCUCCUAGUAUUACCUCAGUUUAAACAUAUAUUUUUUAUAUAAUUUUAUCUCAUUUCCAGAAGGCAGAUAGUAAGAAUGGAACAUUGUCUUUUUUUAGGUUUAAAUAAAAGACAUACAGGCUUUACUUGAUCCAUGUUUCCAUAUACACAGGUAUAACCCGCUCAUACAGCGUGUUAAGGACCGGAGCCCCGCUGUAAAGUGAAAACAGCCUUAAAGUGAAACAGAGCAGUUUUAGCUUUCUUUUCACUUGCUAGUGUGUUUAAAGACUUGAAAACGUGUUUGAACUAACAUAUAUUAGAGGUGCAAUAUUGCUAUGUUUAGUUUAACACUAGCUCAGCACAGCAUUCAAUUAGUAUUCAAUAAAUACUGUACCGGUAAAAUAGUGACAAUUACUGUAGUAAAAUUUGCCAGACACAGAUUGCACUGUGAUGCUGUAAACAAAGUGAACUGCGCAUAACAAAAUGGUGCCAGUCACUUUUCUCGCAAUCUCACGAAGAUUACAGCACUUCAGUUUCAAAUAUUUGGAGGUUGAACGUCGGCUCCACAAAGCACUGCAUUAGCGAAGCGCUGUAAAGUGAGGUAUACCUGUAUUCUAAUACAUUGAUUAACAUUGAUUGCAAUUGUUUUCAAAGUGUGUUUUUUACCAAGUUUUUUGAGUAACAAAAAACUUGUUUGGUAUAUUUGGUAUGUAGAAAGGUGUUAACAAAAAAAAACAACAAGAAUUGAUAUACAGUAUAUUAGCUGCUUAUUGUAAAAAGAAACAAAACAAUACACAGAGAAUGUUAUAAAAUCUGUAUUUAGUUUCCAGUGUAACUACUAAACUAGGAGUGUUAGUAAGGAAAUGAAUGUUGUUUAAAAUAUUUUCUGAUUAAGCAUUGCCAUAUUCAGUACUGCAUAUUAUUGACCUGGCUGAAUAGAUCUUCUUUCCUAAUCUGAUGGUGAUCAGAACCACGGGUCACAGUCAUCUUUUGCAGCCAAGGGAUACGUUUGGUAAAAAGAAGCUUGAUGUGGAGAUAUUAUGAUUAAAUAGCACUGCAUUUUAUUAAAGGGAUAUUAAAGGGAUAUAUUUAACAGUAAAUACAUAAAGAUAAUGAUGUAGUCAAAGCAAAGAUUAUUUAGGAUAACAUGUAGAUGCAUUUUUACAAUUAUAUUAGUUGUUUAAAUAUUGAAUAUAUAAGUGUAAAGGUUUAGUUUCUAUAAAUGAAUGGGUGCUAUCAUAUUUAAACUUAAAGGGACAAUCAAGUCAAAAUUAAACUUUCAUGAUUUAGAAAGAGCACACAAUUUAAAGAAACUUUCCAAUUUACUUAAAUUAUCAAAUUUUGCACAAUCUUUUUAUAUUCACACUUUUUGAGGCACCAACUGCUACUGAGCAGGUGCACAAUUUCACAGGGUAUACAUAUACUAGUCUGUGAUUGGCUGAUGUCUCUCAUAUGACACAGGGGGCUGGGAAAUUUGAGAAAAAAAAUAUUUGCCAUAAAAAAAUCUACUACUUUUAUGAAACUCAGAGUAAGUGUUGUUGCAUUGUCUUAUUGUUAUUGUGCAAUUUUUAAUUAUGCAAUUCUGUUGUAUUUAGUGGUCCUUUAAGUUUUCCCUUAUCUAUCUUUUCUGCUGAGGACAAUUAGGAACAGAUAUAAAACAGACAUUAAAAAAAAUAUGCAAACAAGACUUGUGUAAACUCUGCUAGAUGUAGAAUGGCCAACUGGCAACUUGUGGGCCACAUGCAGCCCUCUGCACUAGAAGUAAAAAUGUGUGCCAUAGUUUUUGUGGUCUCAGGUAAAAAGCAGAGCUAAAUAUAUGCGAAUUGGGGACUUCUGGUUAAUGGGAAAACUCAAAUUACUCCUUUGAUGGAGAGAACAGUAGCUAGAGGGUACCCUGCAAUAUUACUUAAAUAUGGAAAAUAUAAUGCAACUUUUUUUUAUUACACAUAAUUAAUAAUUUUAUAUUACUAUCAUGUUUAAUAUCCCUUUAAUGAAAGUAGUUAUAUAUUUUUAUUGAUAUAUUUUUAAAACUAUUUUGGCAUUAUUAGAAUUUCUGUGUCCCUUAGACAAAUAUUUAAACAUAUUACACUUAAUAUAUGUCAACAUAAUACUGUAGUUUUUAAAAACUCUUGCAUUUUAUUUCAGUCUCCGCAAACUAUUCUAUUUGCAUAGAUUUGACGCACACAAUCUCCACUAUGUAAAAUAUAGGCAAAAAUAUGAAAGUUUAUUAGUAUUGAACGUUUGGCUUAUGGUACCAAUAAUUGCAGCAAACGUUUACAUUUUAGCCUGAUUCCACCAGGAAAUUGUUAGAAUUGGAGACAUGGAAUGUGCACUACUCAAUACAGUGAUGUGUGUAUACUUCUAUAGACCACAGAGUAAAAGAUGAACGUGUUGCUGUAAUUGGUAAAAUAUCAAAUGAAAUUACUCUUGAACCAAAAUGUUAAUUUUGUUUAUAAUAGUUUGGUCUUCAUUCUUAAACCUUCUUGUGCAAGAAAUCAUUUGGGCUUUACCUGAGCUUGGACAUAAAGCAUUUUAUGAAAGGCCACUGCAAGUAUCCACCAUUCACUUCCAGCUACAGAAUAUUCAGAUAACAAAUGCAUGCUAACAUUGCACAACUACAAAAUACUUCUUCGUAUUUUAAUAUUAAAGUUGUGCACAUUAGGUUUCUAGUUUGCAUUGCUUAUUUAUUCAUUACAUUCACCUAGCCAGAUAAAAAGAACAGUCAUCUCAAAGCAAGCUGAUUUAUUUUUAUAAUUAAAUAUGCAUUAUGAAUAUAUAUUAUUGCUAGUUAUGUUUUCUAUGGGAAAUAAUGUCCUAUACAUUUCCCUGUUGCAUAUACGGUUUUGUCAUAUGUGCAAAUUUGCUUGAAUAUGGGAGAUUUUGUCCAUAUAGACAAACCAAAAAGCAAAAUGUAAAAUGUAUUCUUUUUAUUACAUAUACUAGUUCAAUGAAUGUUAUAUAUAUAAUUUAGCUUAUAGAAAAAAACAAUAUAAUGUAUUCACUUGUACUGUUCUUUAACAUAUGAACACUGCUUGAUUUUGGGUGACUGUCUUUUUAAGUUAGAAAUUAAUUGUAGAGUAUAAUACAUGGCACGGUUAUUGCAAGACUGUUGGUACCAAUGCACAUCUUUUCAUAUACACCCUUUGUAUGUCAGCAUUGCCAAAACCCAUUUUAGAUACACAUUUCAUAAUCACUGCCACAUUUAAUGUCACAAGGCACAUGUAAAAAGCCAUUGCUAUACACAUAGUGUUAGAACUGUCCUGCGGAGGAGAACUUGAAUGCUAUAUUGAGAUAUUACUAGAUAGUGUUGGAUCUUGCACCACUGGUUACUUCAUUUUGACAUAUAUGUAUAUAAGAAAGGAAGCAAACACUGGGCUGUAUUUACUAAACAGUGUUAAGCCGCAAGGCGCUUUAGGAAUAAACGUUAGGAUUUAGCACCACUUGGUAAAUUUAGGCAUGAGUAUUUUAGGUAGGGUAAAGGUUUUUUUUAGACCUCUCCAUUUUAUCUGCCAAGUGUUACUAGAGGUUUGUAUGUUCUGAGGUUCACAGGUUUGUUGGUCCUGACCUCAUCACUGCCCUGCAGAUUAAACUUAAAAACCAUGUAUCUGUAAAAUAUCUCAUAUAUGAUGUAGAUACUGUUAAAAUAUGAAUUGUGUUUUCCUGUUUAUUAAAACAAAUGUUUUAUUAAUUAUAA